AUGGGCAAAUCCGACGCCGACGUCGUUUCCGAGUUCAACGAGUAUGUCAACAUGACCGUUCCCGAACUGGAAGAGUGGCUCUCCUCUUCCGAAUCGCAAGAGAGCGGUUGGGGCGAUGCGGGAGAAGGCGAAUCCGUCGGUCACGAAUCUGGUCGCAAGAUUGUGGACAUUUUGAAGCGCAACCCCAAAAAGCAGGAGGACAAGUAUACGGAAGAGGAUCUGCAGCACAUGAGAAAGGUCGCUGCUUACUGCAAGAGGCAUCUCGCUCAGGAAGGUCCUCUCAAGGACCGCAAGUCAGAAGACGAGCUGAAACAGACGAAAUCCUACAAGAGCCUGGCAAAUUGGGGU
Molecule: messenger RNA, 348 nt
Organism: Ceraceosorus guamensis
Lineage: Eukaryota; Fungi; Basidiomycota; Exobasidiomycetes; Ceraceosorales; Ceraceosoraceae
Exons: 2
Source: RefSeq, a predicted model, not a curated record